AUGGUCCACGCUAGGAUUGUCCCAUGGGCUGAUAAGAAAGAGUUAGAUGAACUAAAAUAUUGGUUUUAUAGCGAUGAGGAGAGGUUGCAAUUACGAGCUAUCAAUAAAGUAAAAAGUUACAAGAGCAAAGGAUCCCAGUAUUUACCUCAUGUUAUUGAGUCUACAGCACAACUGACAAAUGUUUUGAUUAUGGAUAAGAAGUCGUUGUAUAGUGACGACAUUAGCAGGGAAAUCAACGCUAGAUUGAUGUAUACAAUGACGCUAAUUCGAUUUGUCAAUGGUAUCCUAGAUCCUAACCAAAGAUCUCAAUUUGCUAUUCCGUUACACACCAUUGCCAAGAAUGUCGGGUUGAGUAGCUGGUUUGUUGAUCUGAGACAUUGGGGAACACACGAAAGAGAGCUUCCAGGAUUAGAUAUGCUACGGAUUGCGUCAAAGGAAGCACUGUCAUGGUUGCGUGAUCAUUAUUGGGAAGAUAAUGAGUUGGAAGAGAGUAUGAGCGAGGGUGAAGAAGCAGAGAAUACCGAUGCAGAAGACGAAACAGAAAAGGCAACUGGAUUUACCACGGAGCAGCUGAAAGAACUGAUUUCGUCUUGGCCUAGUUUCUCUAAAGAUUUUUUGAACAACAAAUCUAUGUGGACUCCCGCUAAGGGAAAGAAAUUGAUUAGCAGCGAAAGCUUUACGGUUGAGGACCAUUCUGAAAUUGAGAAAUCCAAGACGCAGAGAAAGAUUGAAGCCAAUCUCGAUAAUUACGUUCAGAGUUGGAGGAACCUCUGGAGGGCAAGUAAAGAUAAAGCUAGAUUAGUGAGUAUAUGCCUGUCAAGCUACUCACCACUUCUGACACAAGUUCUGAUCUGCAAAUUGGACCAAUUUCUAUUCCACACGAUGGACCAGAUACUGAAAAUUUAUCAGACGCAAAUUUCUUCUCUUGAAGAUACGAAAAUAACAGCUCUUGAAGCCCAUUAUCCGAGACUAGAUAAUCUGCAUAGGGAAUUACUCAACGUGUUGCUGAAAUAUAGUAACAUAAAAUUGAUAACUUCCCAAUACAAAGAUUGGAUGGAUUUGAUACGAAGGUAUCGAAACACACUAUCCCUGGAGUUGUGUACCAGAUUGUUGAAUCUGCUGAGUCGUCAACAGAUUGCAAACGACGACUGGAGGAAUAACAAGAAGAGAAAGUGGAAAAACAAAAGCAAUGAGGGAGAGUUUCAAGACUCGCUAGUCGAGGUAAUUGGUGUUUUGAGGAAAGAAACAGAUAUUUCUAAAGAAAAAGCAGCAUACGAACGGAGACUGAAGAGCAAAUGUGAUGAAAAGACUGCAAACCAAGACCUGAUAACCGACUUGAGCGCAGAUGAUAUCCUGGCUGAUUUACAACGACUUAAGCAGAAAAUGCAGUCCACACUCAAAGAAGAUCCGGCAGCACAGGACCCCGUUCCGAUUAAAAAGUGGGAACGGUGUUCAAACUGGACGCCGAAACCAUUCGGCACUAUAUAA
Huiozyma naganishii CBS 8797 is the source of this 1488-nucleotide messenger RNA. It is a transcript of the gene LAS1, whose product is annotated as rRNA-processing protein LAS1. The record is from RefSeq and is a predicted model, not a curated record. Gene Ontology annotation, molecular function: endonuclease activity. Gene Ontology annotation, cellular component: preribosome, large subunit precursor; Las1 complex. Bases 1 to 1488 code for a protein of 495 amino acids. The transcript has a single exon. Gene Ontology annotation, biological process: maturation of LSU-rRNA; maturation of 5.8S rRNA. Lineage: Eukaryota; Fungi; Ascomycota; Saccharomycetes; Saccharomycetales; Saccharomycetaceae.